Symbiodinium necroappetens is the source of this 8535-nucleotide messenger RNA. NCBI's taxonomy places the organism in Eukaryota, Dinophyceae, Suessiales, Symbiodiniaceae. The record is from the annotation of a GenBank genome assembly.
AUGAGUGGCCUGUUCCCAGACACAGGGCUGGGGACCGGUGCUUCACGCGAUAUGGCAGAGGCUGGCACCUGGUUGGAAGGUUUUGGGAACACAUCGGCAUCAGUCGAUCUGCAGCGGGUCUUGACGCAGCGAAACUUAAACCUCCUGCGGGAGAGGAUGAUCCGGGCGCACGGGGCGCGCUGCGAGACCUUGGCUGUGCACACUCCGAAGGAGAUGUUCAAAGUCACCGCUAACGAGAGUCAGGUGCUUGGAACUGGCUUGUCGGAGAAGCGCAGUCUCCAGAACACCCUGCCAAGCAAGGAGCAGCAGGCUGUGAAGAAGGCCUUCGAGGAAGCUUUCGUGCGGACCCCAGACGCCGUCAGCCAGUUUGCGGAGGGUAGCGGCGAAGGCCUCACAAGUGAGGCAUUCAUCGAGGCAAUCAAAUCCUCCAAGAACUUCGGGUUGCAAAGUGCGAAGAAGCCCAAGCCGAAGGCGGUCCCGAAGCCUUUGCUGGGCGGUGCCGCAGCUCGCGAAGCAGCCAGGAAGGCUGCCUACGAGAAAGGCCUUGAGAAGGUAGAGCCAACUGCUGUUCGCGCAGACUUGAGAACUGAACCUGACAUCAUCGCAAUCCUCAAGGCGCUGGCGCAGCUUCACGAAGCAACACAGAAAGCAGGUGACGUGGAAAUGGAAGCUGCCAGAAGUCGACAGCCUGCCACAGCAAAUGGCAAGCUCCCAUGUGCGCGCGCAAUUCCUGAAGUCGACGGGUCUGGCAUGUUUGGUAUGCCGAGGUUUGCGGGUCCGUCCCAGCAGCACACCUGGCGUUGGACUGUUGGAGCAACAGCUCUGGCGUUGGCGAGAUUUGCCCCGUGCCAUGCGAGCUUACUCACGGUGAUCUCGGGGCCCUGCGAGACAUACAACCUCGUAAAGCGCGAUAGCGGGCCUAUCGAUUAUGGUUAUGGCUAUACCUAUGGCUAUGGCGGCUACGGAGGGAACUCCUCCUACGGGACCUACGGCUAUGGCUAUGGCCCGUUCCUCUACGGCUCGUAUGGCUCCUACACGUAUGGUUACAGCGGCGAUGCCUCGGCAGAAUGUGGAGGCGGUCUCUGUUGCGUCUGGCGUAGUACGAGGGACCUUUCUCCCAGCACCUACGGAGAGAAUGAGGAAUGUAUCAUCAGUGUGGCCAGCGACAACAGCAAGUUUAUCAAAAUGAUGGAUUUUGAAGCAGAUGUUGGUGACGUUCUCAUUGUCAACGGCGUGAAUUACAGUGGCUACGAUGGUCCGUCAGGGGUGAUCCCAACAGGUGACAUCGUUUGGUCAACAGAUGGAGCGGCAGGUCCUCAUAUGCGAGCAUUCGCUUUCUGCCUCGAUGGGCAGGCAGCCCCCGUCCCUGAGGCCAACUCGACGUUUGCUUGGAAGGUCCUCAGUGGGAGGUGCACAGUCGAUGCAGAUGGCUGCAUAAUUAGUCCGAACUUCCCUGAUAACUAUGACCGGCACGGGUGUACAAUCAGCGUGGACGGGAACAACUCAAAGUAUGUCAGUGUGUCGAAGUUUGUGACAGAGGAUGGUUAUGACUAUUUGGAGAUCAAUGGCCGAGUGUACAGCGGCACUUACACAUCCGCAGAUCUCCUGGACCCGCCGCAAGGUCUCAUCAAAUGGUCUCCUGAUACGUGGACUGACGAGGUUGGGUGGAGGCUCUGCCUCACGGAUGAGGUCAGCAACCAGACAACCUGGCGGAGUCAGAACUUUCCGGACCAGCAGGCCCGAGCCUUUGCCUCGGCCGUGUGGGAUGCCGAGAAGCAGCUCUUGCUGGUCUAUGGAGGAAUAGACCCUUCUGUGAAGCUUGCUUCCGUGGUGGUUGCCCAUGCUGUGCCCAUACAGGAUCCCAUUCUCGUCAAGUACGACUGGAAGGCGAAUCUGUGGACACCUUUGGAAUGCAGAGGAUGCCAGGCCAGAAGAGAUCACACUGCGGUCUGGGAUCCUCUGUCACGCGUGAUGCUGGUAUUCGGGGGCAGGGGCGGGGCGCACUGGAACCAAGUCGAAGCAUCGUUGCGCAGCGAGCUGUUCAUCUAUGAUUUAGAGACAGACACCCUCACUGACCCCAACCCCGUGCAGCCGGAUGGCCUGGCGCGACGCCUUCACACCGCCGUGUGGGACACCCAGACGCGGACCAUGUUGGUUUUUGGAGGGGAAGUCGCCGGCGCCGCGACACACACACGGGUUGCGUCCAACCAUCUCCUGAAGUAUGACAUCCAGUUCAAUUCUUGGACGAACAUGACUCAAGGGGGCGCAGCACCUGCUGCGCGCUAUCGACACGUUGCAGUGUUGGCUUCGCCAGAUCGAUCCAUGAUUAUUUUUGGAGGGACGGCGAACAACGAGAACGACCUCUGGCGGUACGUCGUGCAGGCCGAAAAGUGGGAGGAGUUGCUUCCACCCAGCCCCAUGAACCCGUUCCCCACAAGUUACCAGGGUGCGGGGGGUGAGGGAGCGGGUUAUCGAGCGGUGUGGGAUCGUGCAGAUGGCACCAUGCUGCUUACACCCGAGAUGUGGCAGUAUGACUACCAGGCGAACGCAUUUAAACUUGAUGCAGACGGUUUAGGUGUGAUGAAGGUUCGGCGAGCACGCCAUGUUGCAGCUUGGAUUCCGGACGAACGUGAGGUGCUCAUGUUCUCUGGAGAGGCGCUUGACUACGAAGAUUUCGUGAUUCGGGAUAUCCUGACAUACACCAAGCGCUCACAUGCCUGCCAACCGGGGAGCUGCGAAUGCUUACGAGGAUUCCAGAUCAGCAACGCUUCUGAGAGCUGUGAACCAUGCCCUCCGGGGCGCUACAAGGACUCGGUUGGCUCUGCGCCAUGUGUGGCUUGUCCGGCGGGGAGCACGAACUUUGGUCUCGCCAAUGUGGAAUGUAUUCCUUGCCAGGCCGGGUUCACAGAUGCAGAGAACGCCUCUGGAUGCGAACCUGUGUUGGCUCAGAUUAUGAGUUUUUGGGUGUGCCCCAGAAGAAAAUCUUGCACCACGGAGAGCUUGCCUGGCUUGUCAAAAUACGGACAACAUUACAAGCUACGCUUGACUUCUACGACGUGCAAUGAUACACUGAAUGGGGGUUCAGUCAGUGGAGUAGCGAACGAGGGAAUGUCGGGGUAUGGAGAGGACGACGGAAGCCGCUUCCAGUGGGGUGAACGGCCUGCAGAUUUCGAUCCUUCUCCUUCGUUUUACAAUGUGUGCCUUUGCGCUAGCAUGUAUUGCGGGGCCACGUGGUCCUAUCCCAUCCACGUUGGCCAACUCCUCGUGGCGGGCCCGCUUGAGAGCCAGGCCAUGGAGGUGGUGACAUGCGUUCUAGGCCGUGACUGCCUGGACGUGCAGCUUCUGGGACAUGUUCUUGCCAUGUCCGACCUCGUCGUCGUGCAGCAGAGCGAGUGCGCCUCAUCGAGCUCCCUCAACGGUGAAUACGUGCAAUAUGCCACCCUGACAAGGAGCGAGAUCUUAGACGUGGACAAUCAGACAUAUCGGCUGACAGUGGAUUUUCGUUUCAUUCAGUUUCCGGUGGAAUUGGCGGACUACUAUUUGUGCUGGUGUGCAGCUACCUUCGAGGGUGCAUGUCAGGAUCCACAGGAGUGGGUGCAGGCUGGACGCAUGAGGCUGGAGGGACCCUUUGAGCCGCAGCAGGUCCAAUGCGUCGUGGGCCAGGAGUGCCACUUCCCGAUCAUCCAAGGCCAGGACAUCCGGGCAGGAGAUCGGCUCAUGGUCCUCGAGGCGUGCGGCGCAGGUGACCCUUUGCCCGGUUUCCCCGGCGACGGCAUCCUCGAAACGCUCGGCACGGAAGAAGGUUCGCUUGCUGGACAGUGGUUCAACUUCAUCGCGGACGAGCUCGUUGAGGUGAGGGGUCGACCGGGCAUUUAUCGUCUUUGCUUCUGCCGCCCCGUCCCCGUCCCCGAAGUGGACAACUGCACUGUAGCAGCGCAUUUCACUCAGGGCAUUGGCUUUAUGGUGUUGGCUGGGCCUCUGGAGAAAGUCACGACUUGCCCGCUGGGCUCGGAUUGCACUGUGAACUUGUUGGGCUCCAACUUGGCGAUCGGUGAUCAAGUGUUGGUGGUCGCAGGUAGCUGUGGCGUCGGGCCUGCUUCGCCAGAGUCCAUAGCCACUCUGGGGUUCCCGAGCUGGACAUCAGUGGUCAGCGUCACGAAAAACGGAGCACAGUUCCAGGCUGCUUUGGGUGUGACACCGUGGGAUGGCACACCCGGCACGUACAGCCUGUGUUGGUGUGCCGCCAGUGCAGACUGUUCUUCCCCAGAAGCUUUCGUGCUGGCCGGACAGUUGCAGAUCACUUGCCCGCCCGGUCGCUACACCAUUGGGCAAUCAACCGGUCGGAGGUGUCGAGCAUGCACCAGAGGCUACCAUUGUGCUGGUGGACUGGUCGACGUCGCCGUGCGUCUUCCCUGUCCUGUACAUCACACCACAAAGUCAAGUGGUGCAGUGACAAAGGCGGCCUGCGAGUGUGCAAGCGGGUAUCGUCGCUCUGAUGACUUGCGGCAGUGUGUGAGCUGCGAAGUUGGCUUCUACAAACUGGACGUGGGCAAUGCUGACACAUGCACGCCUUGUCCGGAAGGCUUGACGACCUACAUGCAGGGCUCCAUAUCGAACGCAUCUUGCAUUGAACGAUCUCAGCCUGUCGGCGACAAUGUCACGAUGGCCCCGACUGAGGAGGGCGUGAGUAAUGAGUCCACCGUGCCAGCUGUGGUGUUGAGCAUCGAGCUCGCGGACUUCCUUGGCGAGGUGCAGGACAACGAGUCGCUGUCCGAACUCCAAGCGCUGCUCCUUGAUGCCAUCUCGGGUACUCUUGGAGGUGGUCAAGAGGCGCUGUCCUUGGAAUUCCUGCCGAUUCAGCGGCGCCUGGCGACCGGCAACACCGACAACAUGCGACUGGCUGUCACCAUCAAGUAUCGCAGCAUGGACGAGGCCAAGUUGACGCUGCAAGACUUGGAUGUAGCCGCGGUUGCAGAUGGCAUCGCUGAGUCCAUCGAGGAGCAUCCGAUCUUUUCCUCAAUGACGCCUUUGCUGUCUGCGCCGGUGCUUUCGGAGGCGACGGUACGCUGUUCGAGGUACCGCUCAGUUCCUCCAGGCGUGCCAGUCGUCAGCAGCGAAGACUGUCAGUGCAGUCCUGGCUACGGAUUCGACUCAGCAGCUGGCAGCUGCGAAGCGUGCGCAGAAGGGGAGUACAAGGCGACAGUUGGCGAUGUACUAUGCACGAAGUGCCCACAGUGGAUGUCCACUGCAAAUGCCGGGGCGACCACGAAGAGUUCCUGUCAGUGCCAGGCCGGUCGUUACGAGAGCGAGGAAUCAUGCCUCGAAUGCCCACGCAACCACUUCUGCCCAGGCGGGAGAGCGAAGCUACAGUGCCCCUCAAACUCCGCCACAAUCACUGACAACGUGGGAGGCAGCAGCAUAACAGACUGCAUCUGCAUGCCAGGGUACUCUGGAGGACGAGCUGUCGAUGGGCCGCAUUGCAUCGCCUGCGGGCGUGGAUUCUUCAAGCCCAACAUCGGCAACGAGGACUGCAACCAGAGAUGUCCGGCAAAUGCAGACAGCAAGCCUGGUGCUGUGAACCGGAGCAACUGCUUCUGCACUGCUGGCAGCCAUGCCUCGCUGGCAGCGAACAAUGGAUCAGAGCAGUUGGAAGUUUGCGCCAGCUGCACCUACCGUGGUCUGACAUGCUUCGGAGGCUUCGACAGCAGUGGGGCACAUAAUCAGCCUGUGGCAGAGCAGGGCUUCUUCCAGACGGGGCAGAUUCUGGCGGCGAAGUGCGAGGUGAACCUGGUGGACGGCACCUCUGUCUGCCUCGGAGGAAACGUAUGCGCACGAGGUUCAUCCGGCUUCCUGUGUGGCGAAUGCCCAGCCUCCUAUGCACGCGAUACAUAUCCAGGUGCUUGCUCAGAAUGCAGCUUCGCAGCUAGCUGGAUGGGGUUCGUGGUUUUCACCGACAUCGCCCAAAACGUUCUGGUCAACUUCGCCGUUGCAUCAUUGGCGGCCAUGGCCGCGGUGAAGGACAGCCGCAGUCUGCAUACGAGCAUGAUUCGAAUUGGUACCCAGUUCAUGACAGCAUGCUCUGUGCUCGAACACUUCGAGAUCGAGCAGUUGCAAGUCUUCGAUUGGUCAGUAGAAAGGAAGAUCACUGAGUGCGCUCAGACGGGCGACCCGUGCGACGAUCUGAGGAGCAUGAACUUCCCAUGGCCACCCGAGGUCACCGAGUGGUUCCGGCAGGUCCUUGGCCUGCUUGACGUGGCAUCCAGGCUAAGUGCUGUGAGCUUCACACUGUCCUGCUGGGCCGAACACAUCUGGGAUUCGAAGCAGGCGAAGCAGCUGGUGCCGGCUAUUUACUUCGUUCUCCUACCGCUGCUCUCGAUUCUGAGCACCUACCUGCUGUGCGCCCUUGUCACGUAUCUCCUCGUCCCGCUACUGCGCAAGGCCGGCAUCGAGAUCACUGAGGCGGCCAAGAAGCGCAAGCAACGAAAGGCAGCUCUCGAAGUGCUGGGAGACGUUCUCAGCCCGCGCUUGGGGGACCUGAACCUGACUUUCAAAGAUUUGAAGGACUCUGCUGUGCUUGAGGACCUCGCCUUGCCUGACAUUUAUUUGGGGAUCGACGUCCCAGAGGACUUGCUGGAAGGCCUUCGCCUCGGCCCGGCUUGGGUCAAGAAGGGCCUGGAAGGUGCAAAGGAGAGUCCGGAGCUGCUUGCUCUCGCUACGGAAGUGGAUCUUUCUGCCUGCGCAGAGAAUGUGACUCUGUUGGAUCUCUUGUCCACGGACAUAGAUGCGAGCAGUUUGUGUAGCUUCGCGGCAGCCCCUUCCAAGCUGGACAUGAGCCUGAUGGACCUUUUGGUUCGCAGGGCGCUCGCGUACUCUCUCAUCAAGGAGGCAGACCUCCCACAAGAUGACAAAGCGCUUCCUCCGGAGAAGCUGGCUCUGGCGGUUUCGUCGAAGUUUUCCUCUACCGCUGAGAUGAGAAUGGCUUCUGCAAGCGGGGACUUUGGUUUUGUGCUGGCAGAUGAAGCAGCACAGCUCAGGGCCGAACCCGCGAAGAUCAUCCCGGCCAGGACGGAGACCGGGCUGGCCACUGGGGAAGUGGACCUGGACACUUUGGAUUUCGGCCUAUUCACGCGAUGGCCUGGCCCCUUCCAGCUGUUGCACCAGUCCGUGCCGGUGAUAUGGGUGACCUUGAUCAACAUGUGGCCUGGAUUUCUGUCGCAGUACCUCCAGAUGAUUUGGUGCCAGCCAUUUCAGGAGGAGGACGGAGUAGUCCACCGCCUCCUGCCAUACCCAGACGUGGAGUGCUGGAGCAGUAAUCACAUGCCGCUUGCCACCAUUGCCAUCAUUGGCUUAGGCUGCUGGUGCAUUGGCAUGCCCAUGCUGCUCAUCCGUGUGAUUUGGAACCUCACGGACAGGAACAGCCCCGAGAAUCAGCGAAGGUUUGGAUACUUCAUCAACGGCUUUGAGCCCCGGUACUGGUGGUACGAUCUUGUGAUCCGGAGGUUGGACAUCGCCGCCAUGAUGCUUGUCACCUACACAUCUCUAACCAACGAUGAAAGAGCAAAGCUGCUGUCAUACCCAGUGAUUUCGGGUGCGCAGAUGGCUUAUUGCUCAUGGAUCCAACCAUUCCAGAAUAGCCAGGCCCAGAUCCUAGACUUCUUUGAGAUCGGCCUUGCCAUCUUUCGCUUUCUCCUCUUCAGCACCGUUGCCAUCAUUCUGAUACUUGCUCCAUCUCGCGAAGCGACAUGGGUCUUGGCAGGUUCUCUUGCUAUGCUCUUCACCCUCAUAUGCCUCUAUAUGGCCUUGCACAUCCUGGCACAAUUCCUGCGCGACACCUUGCACAAACUGGACGAAGCCGAGGAGGACGAGAAGAAAAUGACCAGCAAGAGUUCCCGAGGGGGUGCCAUGAAGUUCUUAACAGGCUUGGUUGCCAGGGUGAAGCGCUUCGCGGUGCGUACUGCCGCACCACUCUUCCAGGAGCGGGCCGAUGAGCAUUAUUGGCUGGAGUGGUGCUUUCAUUCCAGCAGCAUCACUUUCGAGUCGGAAGUGCCUACGGCGAAGACGGAGGUGUCCCUCCUCACCAAAGCCCGCCGUGUUUUGCUGCGCUUCGGGCGCUUCUACCAGUACCGGUCCACGGGCAAGGCCCUCGAUGACUUCGCGUCGCUGUGGCUGGGCAUUCUGAGGCAGUCCGUCCUGCCGAAAGAUACCAUGGAGGUCCUGUGUGUGCUCACAUCAGCGCACAAGUCGGUGCCGUUCAAAACCCCAAAGUCCGACGUGCCCUGGCUUUGGAAGAGUCGGAUGGAGAGCCUGCAGGCUGCCGGGGGUGAAGCCAAGUUCCGCUUCACACCUGAUGAGAUGAUUACUGCGAUACAGCGCCUUGGGUCUCUUCGUGCUGUAGAGGCCGUAGAGUUGGUCCACUUGGCGACUCUCCAGAAGAGCCCAGUUCCUGAAGAUGAGCCAGCAGGUGACAUACCGGCAAUCUCGAACUGCGCUCACCUGUCGGACUUGACGGAGGACGAGCACGCCAUCCACAUAUGA